Triticum aestivum (bread wheat) is the source of this 1578-nucleotide messenger RNA. RefSeq names its product probable leucine-rich repeat receptor-like protein kinase At1g35710. The record is from RefSeq and is a predicted model, not a curated record. The transcript has a single exon. Bases 7 to 1578 code for a protein of 523 amino acids. Gene Ontology annotation, molecular function: protein binding. Lineage: Eukaryota; Viridiplantae; Streptophyta; Magnoliopsida; Poales; Poaceae.
AGAAAAAUGCCUUCUUCAUCAACACCAUUGGUGUACCUUUGCCUACUGCUGGUACCAUGCCUUCUACUGUUGCAAGAAGCCCGUGCGGCGCACCAUGGAGGGAUCUCAUUGAGGUCUCAACAGAUGGCCCUCCUCCACUGGAAAUCUACGCUCGCAAGCCCACCGCUGCAGAUGAGCUCUUGGCAGGAAAACACCAGCCCAUGCAACUGGACAGGCAUCAUGUGCACGGCUGUUCGCCAUGGGCACCUGAGGCCCUGGGUGGUGACCAACAUCUCCAUGCCGGAUGCUGGCAUCCGUGGCCAGCUUGGUGAGCUCAACUUCUCGGCUCUUCCAUUCCUCACAUAUAUCGACCUUCAUAACAACAGUCUCCAUGGUGCACUGCCAGCUAGUAUCAGCUCUCUAUCCGCACUUUCGGUACUUUACCUUCACUACAACCAGUUUACGGGGAAAAUUCCUUAUGAGAUUGGUGACCUGCAGAGUCUCACCCAGCUUAGCCUCGCAUUUAGUAGACUCAGAGGACAUAUCCCUGCGUCUCUGGGCAACCUAACAAUGUUAACUAAUCUUCUCAUUCACCAAACAAUGUUAUCAGGUCCAAUUCCUGAGGAGAUUGGAAGGCUUGUCAACCUACAAACUCUACAACUAAGCAACAACACCUUAACCAACAUGAUACCAAAAACCCUUGGAAAUCUGAGCCAACUAGAUACUUUGCGCCUAUUUGGUAACCAAUUUUCAGGGCCUAUACCCCAGGAGCUUGGCAGGCUAGUCAAUUUGCAAAGUCUUCAGCUUGGUAUUAAUGAUUUUUCAGGUCCAAUUCCAAUCUCCAUAACCAAUCUCACAAAGCUGAACCAUCUUUUUCUAUUUGACAAUCAAAUCUCUGGUCCAAUACCCCCAGAAAUAGGCAAGCUCACUAUGUUAAACCAACUUGGUCUCUAUCUAAAUCAAAUAACAGGUUCGAUACCCCCAGAACUAGGGAACCUCACUAUGCUCACUUAUCUCGGUCUCUGUAGUAAACAAAUAACAGGUUCGAUACCCCCAGAACUACGCAAGCUCGCUAUGCUAAACCUUCUUUAUCUCCAUGAAAAUCAAAUCACAGGUUUGAUACCCCCAGAACUAGGGAACCUCACUAUGCUAACUGAACUUUUUCUUUAUACAAAUCAAAUAACAGGUUGCAUUCCCCAAGAAAUUGGCAAUCUGAUGAAGCUUGAAAUUCUAGCCUUCUAUCAGAACCAAAUUUUAGGGUCAAUACCAAAAACUUUUGGGAAGCUGCAAAGCAUUCGAGUAAUGCAAAUCUACGAUAACAAUUCAACAGGAUUUCUUCCUCAAGAAUUUGGAGAUCUCAUAAACCUUGUUGGACUUGAUAUGUAUAACAACUCACUUUCAGGACCUUUACCCGCAAAUAUAUGUUCAGGUGGUAGACUUCAAUAUCUCAUUGUAUCUUAUAAUAUGUUCAAUGGCCCCAUUCCAAGGAGUUUAAAGACAUGUACGAGUUUGGUCAAAAUUGUCGUUGAGAAAAACCAACUAACAGGAGAUAUAUCUCAGGAUUUUGGUGUGUGCUUCGCCCUGAAAUUGCAAUGUUAA